AUGGGACAAACAGCAAAUGAAGAUUCGAUGAACGUCAAGAAGGAGAAUGAAGGGAAAACACCUUCAAGCACAUCUUCUGUGCAAAGUGAUGAGUUUAACUGGGACAUAUAUUUGAAAGAGACUGGAUCUGUAAGUGCUCCUUCAGAGUACUUCAGACAGUCCAAGAUUCCACCAGCUAAUGACUUCAGAAUUGGUAUGAAAUUGGAAGCACAUGAUCCUCGCAAUAUUGCUUCAGUAUGUAUUGCUACAGUUGUUGGAAUGACUGGGGCCAGAAUACGUUUACGGCUGGAUGGUAGUGACAACAGGAAUGAUUUUUGGAGACUUGUAGAUUCCACGGACAUACAGCCUAUUGGGACAUGUGAAAAGGGAGGAGAUUUACUUCAGCCUCCACUGGGGUACCAAAUGAACGUAUCAUCUUGGCCAAUGUUCCUCUUGCGGACACUAAGUGGAUCUGAUGUGGCACCUGCGUUGCUCUUUAAGAAGGAACCACCAAAGCCACCCCUAAAUAAUUUCAAAAUAGGGAUGAAACUUGAAGCUACUGACAAAAAGAAUCCAUAUUUUAUCUGCCCUGCGACCAUUGGAGAUGUUAAAGGAGAUGAGGUGUAUAUCACAUUUGAUGGCUGGAGCGGAGCAUUUGAUUAUUGGUGCAAGUAUGAUUCUCGAGAUAUUUUCCCAGUUGGGUGGUGUUGCCUGACAGGAGAUGUAUUACAACCACCUGGAAAUAAUGUUCCACCUGCAAAGAAGGUAACCAAAACACAGUCCUCCCUUUCUGAAGGGACCCAGCAGCCAAUGCAGUCUUCACAGGAAACUGUCGCGAUACUACCAACACAACAGAUAAGGAAAUCAAGUCGAAUUAAACCAACAGCACAUACUUCAGUUCCCAAGAAGGGCAGUUGUCUCAAAAAUGUAACACCAAGGAAAAAAAAGGAAAAAAUUAUUCCUGUGUUGUGUUCUACAUCUUCAGCUUCUCUAAGGUCUCUGACUAGAGACCGUGGCAAUAGGGAUGCCAUUCCUGGACCAUCUAAAAUAGUGAUGUCUACAGUCUGUGUCUAUAUAAAUAAACAUGGAAACACUGGCCCUUACCUGGAUGCAAAGAAAAUCCAGCAGCUGCCUGACCACUUUGGCCCAGGUCCUGUGAAUGUGGUACUCCGGCGGACUGUGCAGGCCUGUGUGGAUUGUGCCUUUGAGGCAAAGACUGUUUUUGGAUUUCUCAAGCCAGAUAAUCGUGGAGGAGAAUUGAUAACUGCCUUCUUUGAUGGGGAAAACCAUGCCAUCCAGCUCCCUCCAGUGAAUAGCGCAUCAUUUGCUCUUCGCUUUCUUGAGACUUUGUGUCACAGUCUGCAGAGCGAUAAUCUUUUGAGUAGCCAACCUUUCAGCUCUUACAAGGACAAUACUGAAAACCCUGUGGAACAUGAUCAAAAUAAACCAGUGAAAGAGGAAAUAACUGAACAGCAAAGCAUCAAACGAUCUCCUGAGCAAUCUAUACCUUGUUCUGUUCCUGUCUCUCCUAAGCUGCCCAAAAUAAUGAUGCAUGCCUCUAAAGAAGAAUCAGUUUCUCCUGAGAAACAUGUCAUACCCAAAGAAGAAAAUUUUUCUGAAGAUUCCAGAAGUUCAACACUGGGAGAUUGUUUAAAUCCUGUCAGUGGAAAUCUUACGCAUACAUCAUUCUCCAAGAAUUUCCCUGAAAUUGUGUCAAGCACUUCAAGUUCAGCCUCUGAUGGGAACAAAUCACCUACCAAGAGCAGUUACUAUGACCCUAUAUUACAAAUCCAGAAGAAAAGUGAAGAUCCAAGUUAUAUAGCUGUACCUGACCCCAGUGUCCUGAAACAAGGCUUCUCUAAGGACCCUUCAACCUGGUCUGUGGAUGAAGUGAUACAGUUUAUGAAACAUACAGAUCCUCAGAUAUCAGGCCCCCUCGCCGACCUCUUCAGGCAACAUGAAAUUGAUGGAAAGGCUCUGCUUCUACUCAAGAGUGAUAUGAUGAUGAAGUAUAUGGGCUGA
Castor canadensis (American beaver) is the source of this 2001-nucleotide messenger RNA. RefSeq names its product Scm polycomb group protein like 2 (gene Scml2). Gene Ontology annotation, biological process: negative regulation of DNA-templated transcription. Gene Ontology annotation, molecular function: chromatin binding; histone binding. The record is from RefSeq and is a predicted model, not a curated record. Gene Ontology annotation, cellular component: nucleus. Lineage: Eukaryota; Metazoa; Chordata; Mammalia; Rodentia; Castoridae.